Penicillium verrucosum is the source of this 1320-nucleotide messenger RNA. RefSeq lists its product as uncharacterized. Lineage: Eukaryota; Fungi; Ascomycota; Eurotiomycetes; Eurotiales; Aspergillaceae. The record is from RefSeq and is a predicted model, not a curated record. The transcript is spliced from 6 exons. Bases 1 to 1320 code for a protein of 439 amino acids.
AUGCCCACCACUCGUCAGAAAAGAAAAGCCAGUGAGCCCCUUCUACCUGGUCUCCCCGAAGAAAAGCGACCUAGGAGUAAGAAGAGUUCGGGUUCUACCCCCAGUCGUAAACCCGCUCCAAAAAAAGGGAAAAAGCGAGAUCCAAAUCUGCCCUAUGUUGCACUUGCAAACGACAUCCUUAGGCAUGGGGAUAGGCUACUCCUUUCUGGACCCCCUGUAGUUGGUCAAAUUCUCGAGCCACCGAGAAUAUGGGGAUCUCGUGACGAGCCAAUAACCGAACCCGACCAGCUGCCUGAAGGAUGGACUCCAAGCGAAACGGAUCUAGCUGACGAUGAUGUCGACGGCCAAAUUACAAGAUGUCUCAGACGCCUCGAUGAGAAUAUCAUGCCUGUCAUUUUCGAGCGCAGAUUGGCAAUGUACCAACAGAUCAAGAAGAAUCAGACAGACAUGAUCAACUCCGAGCCUGACGGUCUUAGCUGGGAAGUUGUUCAGCGCCUUCAUUCUCUAAAGAGGAUCCAAAAGAGUUUCCGUGAGUUGGGAAAUGACAAUGGGAAUACCUCCAACGUGGAAGCCAUCAUGGCUGCCUACCGUUCCGGGGACCUUGUCUGGGAUAGUAAUUCAGUCACUUUCUGGGUACAUGGAAAAUUGAUUGGUGGCCCAAGGAAAUGGAAAAUGGACGAAUUUCUCGCUUUUAGUAGGGAGCAUGGCUCACUUGGUGUCUGGGUAGAAGGAGUGGACAACUACAAACCAGAACCGAUGAACCUGUUCACCACUUUGUCCCCAGCCUUUUCGGGGUACGACUUGCAUAUGUUUGUUAUAUCAAUCCGGAAUCCUACUACUUGGCGAACAAACACCUGGGCCAAUACCAUACACAUCCCUGUUCUUGAGGAUACUGGUGCUUCACAAAUGAAGAUAUUCCAAUCCGAUCGGCUUACCCUUGAAGGCAUGAGUGGCGCUCCCCUGCCUUACACUGGUACAGCAACCUUUAACACAGCAGCUGGUGAUAUCGAGUCGGAUAGUGUAGUAUUGCAUGUCAACUUGGUCCACAAUGGUCAGACUAUGCUCCCCCACUGGAUUACGGUUCGAUCAUCUGUAGGCCGUGAAGAAGGUCACGGCCCUACUCCUCCGAUGGGUUUCCGGCUGUCUGGUAUCUGGGUUCACCAUAUGCUAUAUUGUUUGAGUGCGCCUGAUAACACUGGGAAUAUGUACAUGGGAACUGACCUCAAUGAAAUUGUCUCAACUCUACCCCCUUGCGACCUUGAUCUCGCAAACCCACCAUAUGACAGCCCUGAUCUCGCAAACCCACCAUAUCAAAUUUGA